Acipenser ruthenus (sterlet) is the source of this 4154-nucleotide messenger RNA. Its product is annotated as chordin-like. Gene Ontology annotation, molecular function: protein binding. The record is from RefSeq and is a predicted model, not a curated record. The transcript has 22 exons. Lineage: Eukaryota; Metazoa; Chordata; Actinopteri; Acipenseriformes; Acipenseridae. The coding region runs from base 288 to 3149 and encodes 953 amino acids. Gene Ontology annotation, biological process: multicellular organism development.
GCUCGGAUUCUUCAGCCUACUGCUUAUACCGAGAAACUGAUAGUAUUCGAUGUAUGUGUAUCUGCAAUUCUUUAAGGGUUAUUUAUGUGUCUUUGCUUUCAUUGACCGGGUGCCUAAGGAUUUCUAGGCACUUGACAGAUAUAUAUAUAUUUUUUUGCGCACAUUUUUUUCCAUCUAGACCAGUACUCUGUGGUGCCACUGUUGUCUUCCCUGUAGAUUCCUGUCGGUUUAGCUAAAGCAAGGAUUUUUUUUGUAUCGGGUUUGUGUCUGGAUACGGCGGCACAGAAAUGAAGACGUGUACCCUGGUGGCAGUCCUGCUGCUGAAUUUCGGAUGGCUAGGUUCGGGACACGCUUUUCGGCUCAAAUCCGCUGCGUUGCCAAUUCAACCGGAGUCGGAGCCUCAGCAGUCGAAAGGAAUGCCAGGCUGCUCAUUCGGAGGAAAGUUUUACGCACCUGAAGACACUUGGCACCCUGACCUUGGAGAGCCGUUCGGGGUGAUGCACUGCGUGGUGUGUCACUGUGAAUCGCAAAGGAAUCAUCGUGGAAAGGUGUUUGGAAAGGUGAGCUGUAAGAACAUCAAACACGACUGCCCCGAACCGCUCUGCAGCAACCCCGUUCUACUGCCCGGGCACUGCUGCAGGUCCUGCCCCAAAGCCCAUUCUCAUGCUACAGAUAAGAAAGUGGACCACAUUUUCGACGGGUUUGAGUAUUUCCAGGAGAAAGAUGACGAGCUACACAAAACUUACAACGACCGCUCUUACCUCAGCUCCGAGGACAUUUCCCAGGAUGACAGCAGAACAGAUUUUGUCGCGCUGCUCACUGCUGCCGCUGACUCUCGGACGACCACCUCAAGCGGAGUUGCCCGUGCCCGCUUCACUCUUUCUAGAUCCAGCCUGGUUUUCUCCAUCACAUUCAAAAGAAUUGGGCAUCCCAGUAGAGUUAAAUUCAUAGACAGAGAUGGAAAUAUUGUAUUUGAGUACUUUGUGCCAAGGACUGCAUCUCCAGAAAGCAAUAUGAUCUGUGGCAUCUGGAGCAAUCUUCAGAAGUCGCACAUCCGGCUGCUGAAAUCAGAACAGCUUCACGUUACCAUGUUGACCACAGCCAAUCAAGGAGAAGAGAUCCAUGGGAAGCUCAUCAAGCACCGAGCCCUGUUUGCUGAAACCUUUAGCUCCAUAAUAACCUCUGAUGCUGAGCGUGCAGGCAUGGGCGGAAUCGCAAUGCUGACGCUGAGCGACGUGGAGAACAACCUGCACUUCAUUCUGAUGUUUGAGGGUCUGCUGGAGAGAAGGGAGAAAGAGCGCUCCAUAGUGCCCAUCCGAGUUGAGCUGCUGUACCAUCGCCAUGUGCUGAGAGAAAUCCGAGCCAAUGUUACCUCACAUGACCCUGACUUUGCAGAGGUGCUGACGAACCUCAAUAACCGUGAGAUGUUCUGGCUGUCUCGCGGCCAGCUGGAGAUCGCCGUGGCAACCGAGGGGAAGAACCCCCGUCGCAUUUCGGGGUACAUCACCGGGAAGAAGUCCUGCGAUACUAUCCAGAGCGUGCUGUCCAGUGGAGAUGCCCUGACACCCACCAAAACUGGGGCCGUGGGCUCUGCCACACUCACCCUGCAUGACAACGGAACACUGGAAUACCAGAUUCAGGUGGCCGGGGUUGCCAGCAAAGUGACCGGCGUGACCAUCGAGACGAAGCCGCGACGCAGGAGCCGACGCAAUGUGCUGUUCGACAUGACUGCUGACUACAACGAGGGGCGCGUGGUGGGGACGUGGGAACGUCUGAACGCCCGUGACAUCCACAUGCUGCUACAGAACGAGCUGUUCCUCAACGUGGCCACUUCUGAGUACGAGGAGGGAGAGCUCCGGGGGCAAAUCAGCUCCCUGCUGUACAGCGGCCUGCAGGCCCGACUCCAAGAGCUUCCAGUCCCUCUGGCGGGUCAGUUUGUGUCCCCCCCUGUCCGCACAAGUGCGGCGGGACAUGUUUGGGUCUCGGUGGAUGAGAACUGUCACCUGCACUAUGAGAUCGUGGUGUCCGGCCUCAGAAAAUCUGACGACGUCACCCUCAACGCCCACCUGCACGGCUUUGCUGAGAUCGGAGAGAUGGACGACAGCAGCCGCGAGCACAAGAGGCUCCUCAAGGGCUUUUACGGGUCACAGGCCGAAGGUGUGCUGAAGGACCUCAGUAUGGAGCUUCUCCGACAUCUGGACAAGGGGACAGCCUUUAUCCAAGUCAGCACCAAGGUGAACCCCAGGGGAGAGAUCCGAGGAAGGGUCCAUGUCCCAAACAGCUGUGAAUCGGGCCUCUCCUCCCGGAUAGACGAUGCACAUUUCGACUUGACCUCGUUCGAGGAGGUGAAGCUGGACCCUGAGGAGAUCAAGAAAGACCCCAGCUCCUGCUUCUUCGAGGGCCAUUUCCAUGCACACGGCUCACACUGGGCCCCUGACUAUGACAAGAAGUGCACGGUCUGCACUUGCCAGAAGCGGACUGUGAUUUGCGAUCCCAUCAUUUGCCCUGUCCUGGACUGCGCCAAUGUCGUCCAUCUUGAAGACAAGUGCUGCCCAGUCUGCGAAGAGAAAAAACAAGAGAAAGGCAUCAAACAAACAGAAAAGUCAGGUGAUCAGAUGGAAGGUUGCUACUUCGAGGGGGACAGGAAGAUACAUCCACCAGGGACCACAUGGCAUCCGUUUGUGCCUCCGUUUGGAUACAUCAAGUGUGCCAUCUGUACCUGCAGGGGAGCCACUGGAGAAGUCCACUGUGAGAAGGUGAAUUGCCCUCGACUGACCUGCAGCAACCCCGUCAGACGCAGUCCCUCCGACUGCUGCAAAGAAUGCCCAGCUGAAGAGAAGACGCCCAUUGACCUCACAGAGAUGAUGCAGGCGGAUGGGCCGCGGGCUUGUAAAUUCGGGAAGAACUGGUACCUCAACAAUGAGAGCUGGCACCCAGAGGUCCCUCCUUUCGGAGAAAUGAAGUGCAUCACCUGCUGGUGCGACGAUGGCGUUACCAAGUGCCAGAGAGAACAGUGCCCCCUACUAACCUGCAGCAAGAUCGCCAGGAGAGAGAACAAGUGCUGCCCGGAGUGCAAGGAUUCCUACAAUGUGGAGGAAGUGGAGCAGCUGAAGGAGGAAGAAGAAAAGAAACAGAACUGGGGCUACUGAUACUGAACAACCGGACUAACUUUUACCAAGACUGAGCGCUGACCUGUGCUGCUGGCUAGCACGUCCACCUCAGACAGAGAGCGAGAAAGAGCCAAGCCAGCGCUGCAGCACAGGGACAGAAUGAAAUGAAAGGGCAGCAGAAAGACACUUCCACUGGGUUUGCAAACUCCACUUUAAUACCAUUGAAAAUAAUAUGAUUUAAAAAAAAAACAAAAAAAAACUACAAAGACUAAUAUUUAAAACGAAACCCCUGGACAUUCUGGAGGGGUCAGGAGAACUUUAAUGAACAAUUAUUUAAGAUUUUAUUUGAUUUUCUUUUUCACCAUUUUGAUGACUACACAAAACGGGCCUGGGUGCAGAUUAUUCAUAUUUUUUAGCAGUCUGGUCAGGACGCAACAAGAGGCACCCUUUUAUUUAUUUGAGACGUUCCACAAAGUUUCAGAGGAGUGCAUUGUAGCCCUGACUACGAUGCUAGUCUGUUAAAAAAAAGCAAUGCUUGAGGUACUGUCCAGUACAUGCUGCUGCUGGGCAAGGCAGAUCCACAGCCCUGCGAGACUUCUUCAAGAGACAACGGCUCAGUCUGCCUUCCUUUCCAGGGCAGCUACAGGGGCAGCGCUGGGGAUAUGAAGUGGGAUCUGCCGCUGUAGGAGCUGCAAGGAUCGAAUCAGGAGACCCAUUUCAUUGAAUGCAAUGCAUUCACUAAGAAGCAGCUUCUGGUUGCACAGUAUUCAGAACCUGUUUCUUCUACCCAGAUGCCCAGAGGGUGCCCCAGGAGGUCAAGUGUCUGGAAACAACAGGGGCGGUCAUCACACACUAGUAAGCCAGGCUCUCGAGUCUUCAUCGCAGUAAACCAAACUGCUUCCCAUUGCACUCACCGCAUACAAACCUUCAGAAAGUCACUGAAGCACCUUCUCAUAAAACACAAGGGACCUGUUGAUGUGCUAAUGAGCCCUAAUGCCUUUUAAAUAGCAUUGUAGUGCAAACUAAGUGCGGGAGAGGAGGGGA